AUGCCCCAGGCUCUCUGUGGGAACUGCCGGGCAGGUGAUCCGCUGGCCGGGCCAAUAGUAGCGGUCGCUGCCAAGGCAGGGGGUGCUCCGGCUGUGGUGCUCAGACCCUCCAGCAGGCUUGACUGGGAGGCAGAGAAGGGGGAUGAGGCUGAGGCUGGAGAGACGGUGAAGGCCACUUUGAGAGCGUGCAUUGUAAUGGCCCCCAGAAGAUGCGCCUGUCCACCAUGGAGCGCCUGCCCAAAUGCCAACGGGGUCUGUAGUGUGCCCCUCACCUCAUCCCCACCCCACGCCGCUCCCCAAGCCCCUCCACAUUUAGGCAGCAUUGCACCAUUGGUGGUGCUGGGCCUGCUGGAGCAGCUGGCCCUGGCGCCUUCCCACGUGUGGGGCAAGGCCCUGAGCGUGCUGCAGCAACUUUCCAAACCUGACCCAAGCCUGACACCUCGUGGCCACAUCGAGAAGUGCAACCGCAGCCUUAUGAGAAAGCACCUGGGUGUUGCCGGGAGGAUAACAGAGGCGCCAGCUCACCAAACCCAAGAGCAGGGCUCCCGGACCCCCGGCCACCCCCUGCCCCCAGCAUCCCCUCUGGAACUGGCCUCCACCCCCACGGCCUUCUGGCCCAGCCCCUGUGUGCUGGCCUUUGGGAAUGUGGGCGGCGGGGGCAACAGCCCCCUGCAGAGGGGACGCCGCUGGGACUUGCAGAAGGAAGUGAAGCGAAAAGCCCACCUUGCGAGCAGGACCCCUGAGGAGGGGAGCUCGCCACCGUGGAGGGCCCUGCCUCGGGCACCCAGCUCGCAUGGAGACGGCUUGGAGACGCUGAUGCUGACGCAGUGA
This is a messenger RNA of Rangifer tarandus platyrhynchus (Svalbard reindeer), 831 nucleotides long. The record is from the annotation of a GenBank genome assembly. Lineage: Eukaryota; Metazoa; Chordata; Mammalia; Artiodactyla; Cervidae.